GUUAGUGCAUAAAUGGAAUUCGAGGCAAGCGUAACUGCUGCUUAAAUUCCACUCAAAAAAGAAAAUUGAAUUUUCCCCCAAAAACACAAAAAGGAUGGCACUGAUAAGGCAAUUGAUAAGGCUGUUGCUACUGCUGUCGCUACAUUGCCGCUGGCUGACGACAGCGCUGCCAGCUGUGGAGGAGGCUGCCGUCGAACUGGACGUGCUGAGCUGCCCCAGCAGCUGUGUCUGUCAGUAUGCCGCCUUUAAUGAGCUGCCCAUUGCACGCUGGGUCAAUCACAUGACCAGCCUGGAUGAGAGCCUGGACGCAGCCGAAUAUCUGCUACCCUCGCACAUCAAAUUGGCCACUUGCCUGCUGCAACAGGCGACGGAGACACAGGCGCUGCUCAGUGCCUUGCCCAUAGAUCUGAAUGCUUUGAUUUUGCUGCAUACAGGACAGGCGGAUAAUCAGCUAACAGUGAAUACAAGCAGUUUGCGUCCACUCAAUCAGCUGAUCACGCUGGAAAUACGCGGCACUGGAGCAACCACGCUGAUCAUAGAUGAACCACUCGAGUAUCUGCAGCAUGCAAACUUUGAGCAAAUAAAUCUGCAGGCAAGCGAUCGCUUGGAGCGUCCAAAGUACUCGAAGCUGCCCAGCGAUGAUUACGAGUAUAAGCCGCCCAGCGAGGUGUUGGAAGAUAAUGAGGCUACGCCCAAGUCGCAGCUGCAGUUUGAGGCAGAGACACAGCCGGAGAUAAUGACAUACGAGCAGCAUGUGGAGCGACUGAAGCAGACGCGCAUGCCGAGCUUCUACGGCUGGAGUCGUUUGGAAGUGCUGCGCAUACACAACUGUCGGCUGCAGGAGCUGCAUUGGCAAAUCUUCGAUGGCUUGGGCGCACUGCAUCAUUUGAGUUUGGAGCGCAAUGGCAUUGAGGAGCUGCAGCCGUUUGCCUUUAGUGGCGCUUUGCAUUUAAAGUCGCUAUCGCUGGCACACAAUGCGCUGAGUCGUUUGCAUUACUUGGGCUUGGCGGGAUUGCUGCAGCUGGAGCAGCUCAAUCUGGCGCACAACUAUCUGGAGCGCUUGAGUGAGGUGAGCUUUCCACCGCUGCCGCGUCUACAAAAGGCGGAUCUGAGACAGAAUCCGGUGAGGAACAUUUGGCCUGCAACCUUUUGGGUUAUGAAUAACACCAAGGAGCUGCUGCUGGGCAGCGAGCUGGCAGCGCUGGAGCUGCGCAGCUUCAGUAACUACGGACAGUUUGAUUCGCUGCACAAGCUGCGCAGCUUAAGCUUGAGCAAUGUCAGCAGCGUUAAUCUGGAGCAGAACGUCUUCAAGGGUCUGCAUUCCUUGGAGUCGCUAACGCUGCGUGGUCGCAUUGCCAGCGUGCAGUUUGAUGCGUUUGCUGGGCUGGAGCAGCUGCGCGAGCUGGACUUGAGCAACUGCAGCAUAGUGGAGCUGUCCAUGGAUGCCUUUAUGGGUCUGAAGCGUCUGGAGCAGCUGCAGCUGGCGCACAACAAUCUAAGCAGUCUGCCCAAUGGACUGCUGGAUGAUCUGCUGCAGCUGGAGUCGCUGCAGCUGCAGGGCAAUCAGCUGCACACGCUGCCCAGCAGUUUCUUUUUGCAGCGACGCUUGCGUGUCGCACGCCUGGAUCAGAAUCCCUGGGAGUGCAGCUGCGACAUGCGUCACUGGCUGCCGCGUCUCACCAAUGUGCGACGCAUGGGCAGCGAGCAGCGCUGCAUGCGCGAUCUGCAAGGAGAGCAGAUCAACUGCCGCUCCGUGGCAAGCUAUCAGCAGGACAAGAGUCUUGUGCCACGCUGUGCCAACUACAAUGGACGCAGUGUGUAUUAUGUGCUGCGCAAGCAACUCCAUUGCGAUUCAAUGCUGAUACUGCAUACGCACAGCGAGCAGCAGCAGCACGCGUGGCCUGCCGCAUUGGCGCAAGCAGCAGUUGCAAGCAGCUGGGGGCAAGCAUAACAAGCAGCAGCUGCGCAAAGUUCAACGCAACAGCUUGGAGUUCGCGCUGAAGCAGCAACAAAAGACAGAGACGUUCAACACGCAGCAAAUGUCCAAUGAGAUUUAAUAAAAGAAUAUGUAGCUUUAGCUUUAAGUAUCCAGUUAAACAACAAAAGAAAGUAAUUAGUUAUAUGUAUUACAACAA
Drosophila busckii is the source of this 2135-nucleotide messenger RNA. Its product is annotated as slit homolog 1 protein-like. NCBI's taxonomy places the organism in Eukaryota, Metazoa, Arthropoda, Insecta, Diptera, Drosophilidae. Bases 95 to 1951 code for a protein of 618 amino acids. Gene Ontology annotation, molecular function: protein binding. The transcript is spliced from 4 exons. The record is from RefSeq and is a predicted model, not a curated record.